Molecule: messenger RNA, 680 nt
Organism: Danio aesculapii
Lineage: Eukaryota; Metazoa; Chordata; Actinopteri; Cypriniformes; Danionidae
Gene: eri2
Product: ERI1 exoribonuclease family member 2
Exons: 5
Biological process (GO): exonucleolytic trimming to generate mature 3'-end of 5.8S rRNA from tricistronic rRNA transcript (SSU-rRNA, 5.8S rRNA, LSU-rRNA)
Molecular function (GO): 3'-5'-RNA exonuclease activity; nucleic acid binding
Source: RefSeq, a predicted model, not a curated record
ACGCUCUCCGCCAAUCACAGGCUCCGAUGAGAGACACGUGAUUGUGCGGACGAAAAAAACGGAAAUGUUUCAUCACAACAACGGAAGUGUCCUCGGUGUGCGGGUAAUUUAAAAAUUCGCGAGGGUGUAGUGAAGUUUAGUCGCAAAGAGGAACAGUGAUGAUGAGCCGGCUGUUCCGCGCCUGAGUGAUCGAGCAGAUGUGCGCAUGCGCUCAAUCUACAGCGGCGACAUGACAACAAAGAGACUGGCGAAAGAGCUGGGUCUCCUCCGCCAGCGCAGUGCAUCAUCUUCAUCUGCUCAGCGGUCUUCAGUCUGCAAGCAGCGCUUCUCCUUCCUCAUCAUCAUUGACUUUGAGUCCACCUGCUGGAGAGAGAAGAGCAGCAGCGGUCAGGAGAUCAUCGAGUUCCCCGCGGUGCUGCUGAGUGUGUGCAGUGGAGCGGUGGAGUCGGAGUUCCACUCGUAUGUGCAGCCGCAGGAGCGUCCCGUACUGUCGGCCUUCUGCACGGAGCUCACCGGCAUCACACAGGAUCAGGUGGACUCCGCCCCUCCGCUGCACAUCGUUCUGUCCCUGUUCAGUCGCUGGCUGCGGAGCCUCCAGGAGGAGAGGGGCGUGGUCUUCCUGACGGACAGCGCAGGCUCCGCCCCCUCCGCUCAGCUCUGUGCGUUUGUCACAUGGUCAG